Ctenocephalides felis (cat flea) is the source of this 1913-nucleotide messenger RNA. It is a transcript of the gene RIC-3, whose product is annotated as resistance to inhibitors of cholinesterase protein 3. Bases 105 to 1814 code for a protein of 569 amino acids. The record is from RefSeq and is a predicted model, not a curated record. Gene Ontology annotation, biological process: synaptic transmission, cholinergic; protein localization to cell surface. NCBI's taxonomy places the organism in Eukaryota, Metazoa, Arthropoda, Insecta, Siphonaptera, Pulicidae. The transcript is spliced from 11 exons. Gene Ontology annotation, cellular component: neuronal cell body; intracellular membrane-bounded organelle; neuron projection.
GCUCCAUUCAGAGAUGAAUACAAAUUUUUAACUCAAUAUGGUGUAAUCAUAAAUUUCUAAAGUUAAUCGAAUUCGAACGAAGUGAUAAGUAACAUUGUGCCAAAAUGUCAAUCUUAGCCAUUGAUUUUAGUGGUCUGGGGCCUCGAAAAUCUGUUUUUGUUGUCAUUAUAAUAGUAGGAUGUUUUUCUAUUUUAUGGCCAAAAAUAUUUCACCCCAUGUUCAUGGGAUUUCCAGAUCAACAAAUUAUGCCAAAUGCUAUGGACAGAUACGCAGGUUGCUGCGAUGUGAUAUUCAGCAGCGAUAUGAACGCUCUGAUGACAGUAACUAAUUUAUGUGCCCAAGUGCUUAAAUUUCAAGAUUUCAAUGAAACAAAGUUAUUGGGCUCAAACGUGAAUAAUAGAUGUAGGGCCGAAAUAUUAUCACGCUGCGGCCUGGACAUAUUACCGGUAUUUUCAUCCGGAAAAGGUGGUCCAGAUGUUAAAGGAGUGAAACGCCUUCUUAGCGAGAUGCGUUCGCUUAAUGGCUCAUCUUGUCUUCAAGUUGAGUUCGGAAUACCUCCAUGGACUGUGGGAGCUGGCCAUAGGCCCAGAACCAUGGCGGUCCUUGAUACCAGUAUAAGGCAGGAGAGGCCCCCUCAUUUACGUGGCGAUUUGCCACAUCCUGCAAUGCGAGAGCGAGGCAGAGCGAUACCUGCUGCAUUUCGACAGGCUCCGCCUCCUGCUCCAGAGACGAUGGAAAAACCAUUUUCUCAACCUCAGCCCAGGCUUCAUGAGGGAAGGCCUGGACCGAUACCCGGAAUGAGACCGCCACUUGGCGGCGCAGGACAUAUGACACCAGCCAAGACCAGCAGCAGUCCAAUGGGAGUCCUUAUGCCACUGUACACUAUAGCAAUUGUCAUCUUUUUUGUCUAUACAAUUAUGAAGAUAAUAUUUAAGAAACAGUCGGAUGGCCCAGGGCUAUACCCACCACUAGAACCUGAUCCUGUCUUUAGACGGAGAGUUUUUGGGCCUGAUUCUAUUUUAAACGGAACACCCAAAGAUAAAGUAGAUAGAGUACGGGGAAAUGAUUCAAAAUUAGUUAUAACGGCAAUCCAAGGUUUGGUAGCAGAUGUUGAUCAAACAAGAGCUGCUGUACAAAACCAACAUAUUGAAGAUUCAACACGAAAUACUAGUGUAGAGGACCAUGUGCAUUUAAAUGGGAAUAUUAAGAACAGUGACUUAGUUAAAUCGAAAACAUCAGACCCGACUAUUAAUUCAAAAGUUCAUGGAGAAGUAGAACAUAAUAAAAAUUUCACACAAUUGGAUCAGGAAAUCGAAGACAAACCUACAGUUAAGAUUUUGGGCAUGGAGAUGACUACACAGUGCGAAGGUGGACAGAAAUUUAGUCAACCAAGUUCACCAAUUCCUUUAUCAGCUCCACAAGAACCAGAAACAGUUGUUGCGCAAUCAAUAUAUUUGGAAGGUACUUUACCACAUCAAUCACAGCUUUUGGUUACAGAAUCUGAAACACACACAGAAAUAUCUCCGAUUCCUGAAGCUACACUUGAGGAUUCCCCAGUCAUACUUAGUGGCAAAAUGACAUUAUCAGUUAUAAAUUUAGACAAUACCGAAAAUGUCGAAUCUCAACUAGAAGCUAAUGAUGACAAUGCUGUCCAGGAAGAUGACAAUGGUGUUCUGGAAGAUGAUGAAGAUCUUGCUAAUGAAGUAGAUUUAGACAUGACAGAUGAAAAUAUCAAUGAAUUAGAAGAUGAAGAUAUACCAGAAAACAUAGAAAGCAUAGAAGUUGUGAUGGAUGAGGAUAUAAACUUAAAUUAGUCAACAAACUCAUAAAAUAGUGAUGUGAUAUCAUAAAAGGAUUAACAUACUGAAUAUCAAGUUUCAUAAUUUAAUGUAAAUUAAUUUUCAAUUUGCAUG